Periophthalmus magnuspinnatus is the source of this 2391-nucleotide messenger RNA. RefSeq names its product modulator of smoothened a (gene mosmoa). Gene Ontology annotation, biological process: negative regulation of smoothened signaling pathway. The record is from RefSeq and is a predicted model, not a curated record. The transcript has 3 exons. Lineage: Eukaryota; Metazoa; Chordata; Actinopteri; Gobiiformes; Gobiidae. Bases 824 to 1327 code for a protein of 167 amino acids. Gene Ontology annotation, cellular component: ciliary membrane; Golgi apparatus.
GGGCGAGAGUACACUGUGUUUGUGUGCGGCUGUGCGUCGCUCGCUGCGUGGGGGGAACUCGCCUGAUGUCAUUUGGUCGAGAGGCUGAUGUAGCAGUGAGCACACCAAGCAAAACAAUAAUACUGCUUUAUAAACGGCAGAAGGAUUAUAAAAGAGUUUUGGAUUGUAAACAGUGGUAUGGUUGUCGCGGCCUGAGGUCGGGAUGAGGAGCUGAGCCGCUGUUUAGCAGAGACUCAAGGACCAGAUGCUUUUCCAGCAGCGAAAGGAAGUGGACUCGCACACAAAAGACAUGGUGAUGGGAGCUUGUUUUCCAGACGGAUAACGCACUUGUUAGACCGUAAGGAUUGGGCGCAGAAAGGUGCGGGCUGUUGGGUUUGUUUGCGCCACGGCUCGUUUGUCAGAGAUGUGGCGCUGUCUUUGGGCCGCAGUUGGGCCAUGUAGCUCUCCGCUAGCCGCCGCAGCUACGCCUGAUGCUGGCGCAGCCGCUGCCCGUGGAGAGCACAUCUAAAGGACAAAACAAACGCUCUGGGGCCUUGGUGCGUUGAGAAUCUUUUAUUUCCCACUGGACUGCGAAGAGCAACUGAGAUGUGAUGUUUUGGGUGUUUCUUUUGGGCCCUUUAUAUUUGGGGGCUCCCGACCCGGACUUGACGCAAAGAAGCUAGUGUUGCUGCAAAAUGCACAGCAGAGACCCAGCAGCAGGCGCUUGUUAAAGGGGGCGAGGUUGAACUGAUAGCACCCGGCCUGCGUCCCCAAGCUCCGAGGUUAACUUUGGACUACCAUUACCUCACGUAUCUGCCUCAUUUACCCCCCAUCAUUCGGCGAUAUGGAUAAACUCACGAUCAUUUCAGGGUGCCUGUUUCUGGCUGCAGAUAUCUUUGCAAUUGCCAGCAUCGCAAACCCAGACUGGAUCAACACGGGUGAAUCAGCAGGUGCUCUGACAGUGGGUUUGGUCCGGCAGUGUCAGACCAUUCACGGGCGUGACCGCACCUGCAUCCCCCCACGGCUGCCUCCUGAGUGGGUCACCACGCUCUUCUUCAUCAUCAUGGGCAUCAUCUCCCUCACCGUCACAUGUGGGCUACUGGUGGCAUCACACUGGCGCAGAGAGGCUACCAAAUACGCUCGCUGGAUCGCCUUCACUGGAAUGAUCCUGUUCUGCAUGGCAGCACUCAUCUUCCCUAUAGGUUUCUAUAUAAAUGAAGUUGGAGGUCAGCCAUACAAACUGCCUAACAACACUGUGGUGGGCUCUUCGUAUGUGCUUUUCGUCCUGUCCAUCUUCUUCACCAUAGUGGGACUGCUGUUUGCAGGCAAGGUGUGCCUCCCAGGCUGAGGACUGCCGCACCUGCCUCGAACUGAACCAAGGGGCUGUGAAUACUUCAUGGAAUUUAUGAAACGCAAUCCAAAUGGAAAACAAGAACUCUGACCUGAACCGGAAACAGGGAAAUGAUGUGUGAAAGAAACACCAUGAAGUGUCUCCGUAGAGAAAACUAAAUGAACAAGCGCUAAUGAGACAUGGGCACUAACAUGGGGGGUCGCUGAGGCUCGCCCACCCUGCCACUGUUGAUCUUAAAUAUGGCGUCUCUGCUGUUCUUUUGGAGAGGGUGCCUAAUGUGCCGCUGUCAUGACAACCAUGGCCACAGUGCUGACGCGUGUUUGUAAAAGAGCGCUCUAGCCCCACCCCUCUCUGACCCCAGCCUCGCCUCUCUCUGACUCCUGGUUGCCUGAGCACAUUUUGGCUCUGUCACGAUCACUCCUGUUGCUAUUUUUGGUUUCUCUGAGCUAUUACUGUGUGUUUUUUCUGUGUUUUUUACAUUUUGUGUUGAUGCUUUUCAUCCCUUGCAUUUUCACUGAAGUAGUUGAGGUUCCCUGAGCAGGAGCCCUCAAGAGAAGGGCCAAAGGGGAUUCAGGGUGGGGGGUGUUCUGUCUUGGGCUCCAUGUGUGAAGCUGGUGGAGUACUGCCUCUCUCUGAGCCCAGGCAGCAGAGGGGACCAAGGACCGCAAAGGAGGAUACCACUAAACACAGGACCAAUGUUGACUGCUGUUACCUUACUACAAUAAAGUAUUAAAAUGUAAAAAAAAAAAAAAAAAACACACUUCAUGUCUUCAACUGUGAAAAUAAAUACAGCGCAACCUUUGAAUGUUAUUUGACUUCAUAGAGUAAAUCCUAACCUACACAGUGUUUUCUUAAAGGUGCUGAAGUACUGUGGCUGUGUUAGUGGUAUCCUCUUUCACCCUUGAAUAAACAGUAUGAGUGAUGGUGAGUAUUUGAAGGGAGUAUUUGAGUGGUGUUUUGUAUCAGUGAAGGCACUGGGACUGCAGGUCAGGUCCAUGGGGCUGUGCCUCUGAAGCUUUGGAGACGUUUAACACAGUCACUCUAGCUCUGCUUUGUCAAAA